Molecule: messenger RNA, 2029 nt
Organism: Hymenoscyphus albidus
Lineage: Eukaryota; Fungi; Ascomycota; Leotiomycetes; Helotiales; Helotiaceae
Source: the annotation of a GenBank genome assembly
AAGUUUUGAAGUCUGAAACCUUCCCUUUUAUAUUCUCACUACUACCGCACUGCAUGCAAAUUUCUAAGUACACUUUGGACAAAUGUUCAGCUCACUUACUCGAAACAAGAUGUAUUUACCAAAUCAUGAAGAAGAAAGGUUCGUGGCAUCUUUGAGGAAACCACAGAAACUUGAGGCUACCCUAGAAACUUUUAGUCCGCACAUUCUCCUGUAGAAGUAUUCGUUCCAUAGGGAAGAAUGCAAAGAGAUCCACACUGAUUUCGAUUUGGAAGAGGGGUGGCGAAUUAACUGCAUGCACUUGCCCUUACAUGUUGUAAGUUAAUAGGUUCGUGCGACCAAAAACGAGGAAUCCAACAAUCAGUACUCAAAAUUGUUAAUUUGACAUGCAUGGUGUGCGUGCCAUACUCUCGUGUCGGAUGCGGCUUCCCUAAUCCGUGUGACUAGAGGUAACAUAGGAGGGGAGGUGGAUGGCAUGGUAUGUUGGUGUGAGUGCUGUCUGUAUAUGAUAUCUGCAUUCCCCACUCUGGUUUUUAAUUUCAGCCCUGAGCCUUCUUGCAGCUCUUUCCAAUGUCUUUUUGAUAGGGGUUCUUUGACUUGGAGAUGUAGUGAAUAAUCGAGACAACUCCAGAGCUAAACAUUUGCACCUGAGCCGACGAGACAAAAGGACAGACUUAAACCUACAAUCCUCUAUCAUCACAACACAACAUAAGAUACACCCACAAUGGUGAAGCUUACGAAUAACGAUUGGGCCGAUCUCACGCCUGGCAAGCCAUUUGUUCUUCAGUGGGCGUAUGAAAUAGAGCAGAAACCAAACGACUACACAUAUCAACAAAAUGUAACAAUUGACCUACAUUUAGAACCUCCGAUACUAGCUGGUUACUACCACGACAUAUGGAUCGCUGGUACGUCCUAACCACCCCCCAAUUCGCCCUCCAUGUCCUGAUAUAAAUUCCUCUGACAAUGAUAACAGAGACCUCUGGAGCGGACACCAAUUCAAUCUUUGGACAAAGCUACAAUUGGGAUGUCCCAAGUAACCUACCCUAUGGCCAAAUCUGCCACUUCAUCAUCUCAGAGGCGGGAUUCCCAGCAUCAACGACCGACAUAAAGAUAUCCCAAUUACCCACCACCCGAUCGAAGUCCCCUAAAACAAUUCAAUACUGCUAUGAUGAGGCAGCUCAUAAUUGCAUCGACCCGCCAACCUCGACGGAAACACCACCUGCGAGUUUAUUUUCAAGUGCAGCAAAUUCAGGUUCAAACUCUAUCGCCGAUGUCUCACCCACUACACUAGCAACUCAGACAAUUCCUAACAGCAUACCCCCUCCCACCUCAAUACCUACCUCCCUAUCAACCUCUCAAGACCCGGAUUUACAUACCCUCUCCUCCGGCGCGAAAGCAGGAAUUGCAAUCGGCGCAGUAUUUGGUAUAAUCGCCUUUGCCAUACUAGGUUUCUUCCUCUACAAAUACGGCCAGAGAAGAGCAUUGGAAAAAGAUAAUACGACGAAGUACUUCAAAGGAUGGACGGCUUUUGGAAAGAGCAGCGGGAAGGGCGGUGCGAAUGAGGAGUUUGUGGGUGGUAGUGGGAAGGCGGAGAUGAGUGCUGAGUCGGCGGUUAAGGAUGGUGGGAGGAAUGAAUUGGAUGGUACGCCUGCGCCUGCUUAUGUUGAGCGGUUUCCUUCUGUUGCUGGUGCUGGGGAGCAUGGGGGUGGGAAUGGAGGUUAUGUUGAUUCUGGGAAGGAUGGGUUUAGGGCUGAGUUGGUUGGAAGUAUGGUUUGGGGUGAUGAUAUUGAGGCUGCUCCUGUGGCGACUAAUGGUGGGAAGAUUGAGGGUGUUGGUGGUGAGAAUGAAGCUCAAAAUGUCGCUGAGAGCGAUAAAGCAGGUAAUGGAGUUAGUAAGGAGCCGAACGCGGCUACAAUUGAUACCAGCGAGGAAACUUCAAGCGAUCAUUGAAUGUCAUCGAUGCUUACGUUUGUAGAUAGCACCAACCUUACAUGUGCAAAAGAUUCUUAGAAAUGAAUCAUAUGAUGAUACC